Messenger RNA from Platichthys flesus (European flounder), 4568 nucleotides. RefSeq names its product probable E3 ubiquitin-protein ligase HERC3. The record is from RefSeq and is a predicted model, not a curated record. Gene Ontology annotation, molecular function: ubiquitin protein ligase activity. NCBI's taxonomy places the organism in Eukaryota, Metazoa, Chordata, Actinopteri, Pleuronectiformes, Pleuronectidae. Bases 41 to 3058 code for a protein of 1005 amino acids. Gene Ontology annotation, biological process: protein ubiquitination; ubiquitin-dependent protein catabolic process. The transcript is spliced from 23 exons.
UUAAAAGAGCCGGAGCUGCGGGACACGCCUCACAUGCACCAUGUUUUCCUGGGGAGAGGACUGUCACCGGGUCUUCUGGUCCAAACGCCCCCCUGUGGACGGGUCAACAGAGGCCAGGGUUCACCAGUUUAACCCGGGUUAUCUCAUCCGGGGCCUGUCUGCGGGACACAGUGUCCUCAGCUUCAUCAAGACCAACGGAGAUGCUUUUAUCAUCCGGACACAUGAGAACAAGGAGGGAAGAAGACUCCGAGGGAAACAGAAGUUCGUGGAGUGCGGAGAGAAGAUCCAGGCUGUGAGCUGCACUGAUGACGUAGUGUCCCUGCUGACUGACAGCGGCUCGGUCCUCUGUGUGGACACCACGCGCCCCCCCUUCACACCAAGGCCGAUGAAGGAGUUGUGUAACAUACCUGUUUGUCAGGUGGCGUGUGGGAGUCAACACUCAGUCGCCCUGACUCACGAUGGCCGGGUGUACACGUGGGGUCAGGACUCCAGGGGCCAGCUGGGUCUGGGCCAGGGGAAGCCCUUCGCCAACUCACCCCAGCAGCUCCGCUCCCUGUCGUCGACCCCACUGGUUCAGGUCGCCGCGGGGGGGGAGCAGAGCUUCGCCCUCUCUGUCAGUGGAGGUGUGUUCGGCUGGGGAAGAAAUGACCGUGGGCAGCUCGGGCUGGGAGACACAACAGACAGACAGACACCAGCUCCAGUUAAAGGUCUGAACAUGAAGGGAACUGUUCACAUUUCCUGUGGGAAGGAUCACACUGCUACUCUAACUAAGGGUGGUGCUGUGUUUACGUUCGGCUCGGGGCAGUUCGGGCAGCUCGGGCACAACUCGUUCUCUGAUCAGCUCCGUCCUCGUCUUGUUGCCCAGCUGUUGGGGGCAAAGGUCACCGAGAUCGCAUGUGGACUACACCACACGUUAGUGUCCACAGACACCAAGAAGGUUUACUCCUUUGGGUUUGGAGAGCAAGGGCAGCUGGGACACGGAGGCGAGAGUCAUCCGUCUGUGCCGCUCCCCGUUCAACUGCCACAAGGCAGCAGUGAUGGUCCCAAUAUUACAAACAUCUUCGCAGGAGGAAACUGUUCAUUUGCGACAUGCUCGUCUAACGAGGAGCCAAACACUGACGGGGUCAGUAAUGCCCCACAGUCUUGUCUUGAUGACAUGAUCGACAAAUGGACGUCUGAAUGUGAUGCAAAAACCUGGAAAAAUAUAAAACAGGAAAUCCACAGGACUUUUUCCAUAGCAUCUUGUAUGAAUCAAAGUUUCCUGGAGAAAAGAAAAGACAAACAUUUCCAGACCUCAUCAAAGUACCACGGCGUGAACUUGUCGCUUGCACGACUCGCUUUCAAGAGACUGGUGAGGAAGGACGAUGUUUUGUCAGAGGUGGUGGCUGCUGUCCUGAAGCUGCUUCCCUCUUUUGAGGAUCCAGUGGGAGUGGAGGGGUUGAGGAUCUUCUUGCUUCUCAAUGAUCUUCUUCACGUGAUCCAGAAGCUCCAUCGACCACAGAGCACCGAGCUCGCUCACGCCGUUGCUGCUGCCGUUCUGAAGCUGUCUGCUGAGAACCUUCAGGUCAUAGGAAACUGGUGGACGACACUGUCAGCCUCCACCAUAUCAGCAUAUGUUAGGGUUUGGAAGAAAGCCCUCUCAGACAUGCUCUCCUCAACCUUUGAUCCUCCCCGCUCCAGAUUCAGAAAUCUGUUACAAGUCCUCCAGUACAUGUACAAUGCAAACAGCAGGACCUCAGAGUCUCAAAGGCUGCCAGACAGCGACUUCUAUUUGCUCAUGGACCCAAUCUUUCUUGGUUUGGAUCUGUGUCAAUGGACUUUACAGACUAAACGAAAUGUAAAAAAAAAGGAAAGUUGCAGUCCCUGUCUAUUCAUGUUAAAACAGAAUGGUGGCCACAUACAAUUUCCAAUUGUGAUGGAUCUGAAAUCAAAGAAAUGGAUUCUUGAUGUUUAUGCAGAAGGCAUCAAGUUGAAUAGCCCUGGACUAGAACAUCUGCUUGCUGAAGAUUCACUUUUUAAACUGAAGCUGAGACGGGCAUCCAUUUCAGAAGACACUUUUGAACAACUGGAUGCUGUUCUUCACACGGACUACAAAAAAAGACUUGUGGUCUUUUUUGAUGAGAACUUUGAGCAAGACGAUGUCAAUGUCAACAUCAGCGACUUUUUUAAUGACGUCUUUCACGAGCUGGUGUCCGACGAAUCAGGGAUGUUCAUUUUCAACGACUCCAAAACACUUGCAUGGUUCCCUUCAAAUGCAACACACGACCACCACAGGUACUUCCUGUUCGGAGUUCUGUGUGGAUUGGCUUUGCACAACCAGUGCAUCAUACACCUACCGUUCUCAAUGGCUCUGUUCAAGAAGCUGCUCGGUGUGAAGCCUUCGCUGGAGGACCUAAUGGAAUUCAGUCCAGACGUCGGAAAGAGUCUGCUGUCCAUCCUGGAAGAAUAUGGGGACAAAGAGUUGGAAAGCCUAGGCUUGGAUUUUACAAUCAGCUGGGAUGGGACAGACGUUGACCUUGAUCCCACAAACCCUGAAAAAAAUGUGACAAGUCAAAACAAGAGGGAGUUUGUGGACGCCUACGUGAAUCAUGCCUUCAACACAUCUGUGGAGAGCGUGUUUCUGGAGUUCAAGAGAGGCUUCUACACGGUUUACGACCGGGACUUGUUGAAGGUUUUGCGGCCAAAGGAGCUGAAGGAAGUCCUGCAGGGCAAAGACUUCUGUGACUGGGAAACGCUGAAACAGAACACACUUUACGAGCGGCCGUACCAGGUUGACCACCCCAACAUGCAGAUGUUUUGGGAGGUUUUUGAUGAACUAACCGAGGAUCAGAAGAAGAAGCUCCUAUGGUUUGUGACCGGUUUUGAAAGGUUGCCCAUUCUUGACAAUAAAAGCAUGACCAUCAGGCUCAAGUGCGUCGGUGAUGUCUCUCAGGACCAGUUCUACCCUGAAACACACACGUGUUACCAUUAUCUGGAUCUGCCCCUAUACUCAACCAGGGAGAUUAUGAAAACCAAGCUGACAGAGGCCCUAAGCAACAGUAGAAGAAGCUACAAGUGAGGGUGGAACUCUGCCGCAAGUAUUCUGCACUGAACAGAGGGCGGAACGUAGUGAAAACACUUUGUAAAUCGACCAAACACCAUCCAUUGUACUGUACCUGCACCUGUGUACUGGCCCACAUGACAGGCUUACAUUUCUUAAGAGGGCGAGUGGACUAAGUGGUUGUAUAAUGUGAUGGGAGAUUUUAUAUUUAGAUAUGUUUCAUGCAAGGAAUUACAGUUAUAGAUGGAAAUAUUAUUCUGAUGUGUUCCUGUGUGUUUAAGACUGAAAACAUGUGGGGGUCAGCUUGGCAGACUCAGAUGUGUAUUCGUUGGAGAUUCCUCUGUGCCUCUGUUGAGACAAAAGGUAUUCACACCUAUGUACAGGGUCAUCCAGCAGGACGGGGGUUCACUGAGUCUAAGCAGAUGCCUGAUGUUGUUGUAACUUUCGAAGGGGUCCUCAUUCAGAUUGGAGGUGACCAAAUCUAAGCUUGAAGACAACACGCAGAGAGCUGAUUGGAUAAACAUUCUACCUCUGUGAAAGGAGGGGCUUAUUUAGUAUAAAUCAAACGUGAUUCCAUUGUUCUGUGCCAUUGCCCCUAGUCUGACUAAGUGACAGGGCGCUCUGGUCCCUAGCCGCAGCUAGGUAGAAUUGUAUGAACCAGAAUUGAUAAUUGUCUUUGCUGUGAAAUGUAAUUAAAUAUUCCAUUACAAUAACAAAAACGAAUGCCUCAAAGUAAAAAAUACCUGUAUGUAGAGAAGUCUUAAAUAAAUAGGGGUGAUAAAUAUUUUUGUGUUUAUAUAGGUUCAUUAUUUAAUUCAACUGCAAACUUGACAUGGGAACUUGUAGAAAAUACAUGUGUGUGUGCACAGCAGUCACUUUCAAUGCCUAUCAUAGAUUCAUUGCUCAAACAAUUUAUUAGGGUGCCUGCAUUAACUGUAAAGAAAAGGUUCGAUUAGUGCCAAUCUGCGUAAGAAAUGUUUAUUCUCUGUGAGGCUGCGUCUGGGCGAUAAAUCAAAAAAGGAGAUCCAAUAUGCUUUGAGUGCCUUAAAUGCCGUAAAGCUUCUAAUUGAUCCAAGUCUUUCAGAGCAUUAAAAAGGAAAUUAACAGCAACUUACAAACUCUUUAAUGGCGGCCAGCAACAAAUGAGGCUUCCUCCGUCACCCCGUCUCCAUUCAUGCACUAACCAGGGAACAGGUGAUGUUUAUCCUCCUACACCAUGUGACCUGAUUGCGACCUAUUGCUCGAACGAUGACCAUUCUUAGAUAUAUGUGAUUUAACGAUAUUGAUAUUGAUAUUGUCUCUAAAGUGUUGACUGGAUUUCUCAGGUUGGAUGUAGAGCAAUAUUUAAGUAUUUUUCAUAAACGUUGGGUCUUUAGUAACAACUGCUGUCAUCCUUCGAUUGUGCAAAUGUUCAUGUGUUCACUGUUUUUCUUUUCUUUCUCUUUUUUCUAUGCUUGUUGUAUUUGGAAAUUCUGGAUUUACAUUCGUGUGGAAAAUAAUAAAAGAAAUCUGACAUUUGUUUAAAUAA